Messenger RNA from Frieseomelitta varia, 531 nucleotides. RefSeq names its product 39S ribosomal protein L52, mitochondrial (gene mRpL52). The transcript has 4 exons. Gene Ontology annotation, molecular function: structural constituent of ribosome. The record is from RefSeq and is a predicted model, not a curated record. The coding region runs from base 95 to 490 and encodes 131 amino acids. Gene Ontology annotation, cellular component: mitochondrial large ribosomal subunit. Lineage: Eukaryota; Metazoa; Arthropoda; Insecta; Hymenoptera; Apidae. Gene Ontology annotation, biological process: mitochondrial translation.
GUUCUCAGCAAUAUAUAUUCUAUGGUUUACAUGUGUAUUUAAUACUAUUUUCAUGGAUUAUAAAUUUUUCUUUAAGUAAAAUUAUUGAAAUAAAAUGUCACUGUUUACGACGAAAAUAAUCUUGCGAACAAGUUAUUGUACAAAUUUGACUGUCUGUGUUAAUAAAUUUCAUAUAUCUUUUCCAACAUACUUGAACCAGAAAUGGAGAGUGGCGAAAAAUUUAGCAAAAAAUCCAAAUAGUACUGGUCCAUUAGUUACGUUAUCUGAUUAUUCCUUUAAAGACAAUAAACCUGUAGCAUAUGGAUCAAGACAAUUGAAGCGCAUACAAAAACACCAAGAUUACAUGAGAAAAAUUAUUCAACUUGUUGAACAAGUUGAUUAUGCAGUUGAACGACAUGCUAAGUUAAUGAAAGAAAAGGAGGAACAAAAACAAAAAUUUUUGGAUAGUCAAUUAAAACCUAAAGGUGUGUUAUCAAUCACCAGUAAAUAAUCUAUUUCAUAAUUUGUAAAUAAAUGUAAAUGUUAUAUAAA